GCGGCUGAUGUUUAAAUCGCCUAGCCAAGCCAACCGGCUCGCUCUUGCUUCCGCAAACCCUGACAUACGUCUCCUAUUUGACUUGAGGCUGCACAGUGGCCAAGUCGAUUGGCCGUGGCAAGUGACCCUCCCUGUGGCUGAAGUGUUCUGAGGACUGGCGAGAGAGGCGCACCAUGCUUGCCCCCUGUUCAGGUUGGGAGCUUGGCUGCUUCCGUCUCUGUCUCCGUCAGGUCCGACUGUGGGCUGGCGCUGGGCCCUGGGCUUGCUGGGCUUGCCAAGCCAGGCCGUAUAGCUCAGAUGGGGGCGAGCGCUGGCCCAGAUCGGAGACUGAGGUCCUUCCGCCUGGCCCGGCGCGCCGGACUCUGAAGGAGUGGACACUGCAGGUGAGCCCGUUCGGUCGGCUGCGGGCGCGGCUCCCGUGCCACCUGGCCGUGAAGCCCCUGGACCCCCUCACCUACCCGGAUGGCGACCGCGUGCUGGUCGCGGUGUGCGGCGUGGAGGGCGGCGCGCGGGGCCUGGACAGCCUGCAGGUGAAGUACGACGAGGAUCUGGAGGAGAUGGCCAUUGUGUCUGAUACUAUCCACCCCCAGGCGUCCGUGGAGGUGAACGCGCCCCUGAAGUUUGGUUUAGAUAUCAAGUCAUCAGGGUCUGGCUGUGUAAAAGUUCAAAGUAUUGAGUGUGAUAAUUGCAAAAUUGAAACAGAGCAUGGGACUAGCAUCUUGCAGUCUGUUAAGAGUCAAAAAUUGCAUGUUCAAACAAAAGGAGGCAAAGUGAUCUGUCUGGGAACAGUUUAUGGAAAUAUAGAUAUUCAUGCAUCAGAUAAAAGUGCUGUGACCAUAGAUAAACUGCAGGGAAGUUCUGUUACUGUAUCUACCGAAGAUGGUUUGCUGAAAGCCAAGUAUCUUUACACAGAAUCAUCAUUUCUGUCUUCUGCUGCUGGGGAUAUUACAUUAGGAAGUGUUCAUGGUAAUAUAACAUUACAAAGCAAGAUGGGUAACAUCACAGUAGAUUCGUCUUCUGGAUGUCUAAAAGCCUCAACUAAUCAGGGUGCCAUAGAUGUUUAUGUCAGCCAACUGGGGAAAGUGGAAUUGAAAUCCCAUAAAGGUUCUAUUAUUGUCAAGGUCCCAUCUUCACUUCAAGCUCAUUUACAGUUAUCAGGGAAAGAGGUUGAUGUUAACUCAGAAGUCCAUGUUCAGGAAAUGGUUGAAGCUCGUAAAGAUGAUGUUGUAACAGUGGCUGGACUCAUGAAUCAAGCAAGCAAACAAGAAAAAUGGAUUAAGGCUGAUGCCCCAAAAGGCACUGUUCAGGAGUACAUGUACGAGAUGUACAGGUUUGUGACAUAGGUAAACGUGUGCCAUGGUGGUUUGCUGCACAGAUCAUUCCAUCACCCAGGUAUUAAGCUUAGUAUCCAUUAGUUAUUCUUCCUGAUUCUCUCCCUCCUCCCACCCUCCACCCUCUGACAAGCCCCAGUGUAUGUUGUUCCCAUCCAUGUGUCCAUGUUUUCUCAUCGUUUAGCUCCCACUUAUAAGGGAGAACAUGCAUUAUUUGGUUUUCUGUUCUUGGAUUAGCCUUUUCGCUAACUAUACAAUUAGUGAUUCUUCAGGUUCUCUGUGGUUCAGGCCCUCCUGGGUUGUGGGGGUCUUUCUUCCUCUCUCUCACUCCGUCUACUUUGUUGUCUUUCCCCACAGAGGGCCAUAAGUUGAAUGGCUGGCUGUCACAGCUGCUUCAAAUACAAAUGGCUUGUCAUGUUUUCUGAUCAUAGUUGUUACUUAUUCCUCCUUGAAAUAAAGGAGGCUUUAUCUUGCAUCCACACGGUGCUUCUGGGGUCACUUCCUGGAAACCCUUCAGCCUCUGGGGUUGGUAGAAUGCCAGCCAUAUCUUCUGCAGGAAACUCUCCUGCAAGAGGGCUACAGCCAAUUUGCUCAUUGACCAAAAGUUUGCUACUCCUCUGGUUCAGAAAGGGUGCGCUGAGCAGACAUCUUUGAUUUGCAAAGCUGGCGCAGUAGUUUCAGAUUCCAUUGAGUAUGAGGGAAUUUAUGUAUAAAACAGCCUCUUCUGAUGGCUGUAAUUAGAUCUUAAGGGCUGCAUCAUACAUUGUUUUCAUGUUCAAAAUGGAAUCAAGCAUGUGGAGAGCAUUGCUUUGUGAUUCAAAGUCACUGAGCUUCUUCCCAAGCCAGAAAAAUCUUUCUUAUCCCACCUGCCAAAGGUUCUGUUUCACCCAGACAAGACAAAGCCUCUGCAGUUGAGGGAGCCACACUGGCCCUGAUUAGAGAGUGAGCAUAGGUAAGGGAUUAGAGAUCAUCAAGGGCUUGAGUUUUGAAGGGUCUACAUACACUGUGCAUUUCCAACUCCACUGAAGGAUCUAAAUGCAAAACGAAGCUGCUCCAUAGAGCCCUCAGAGCUGAUCGCAGAAAGCUGCAUGCAACUAGGCCCCCUUACCACUUCUCUAAUCAAAAAAUUUGAGGCCAGGGUAUUUCAGGAGCCCGCUAACUGACAAGUAGCACCCUAUCCUAGAUGUUGGACAUAAAGACAGAUAUUUCUGGAGCCUUACUAGUCCAAACACUGGGACUUUCCAAGCCACUCUGCAGUGAGGACUGUCUUUCUCCAUUGCUAGACAAAGAUGGAAUCAAGGGAUUCUAGGCCUCUUCCCUGCUAGAGCUAAGCAAGGGUAGAGCUUUCAGGGAGACUAAAAGGUAGUGGUGUGGCCUCUUUAGACAAUGAAGUGCACACACCAAACCAGCCCCUUUCUAAGCAUUAGGGCCAAGUCUCUGCCUGCUUCUUGUGCAUAGGGACAGCCAAGUUUGAUUGCAGAAGACAAAAUAAGCCUUCGGCUGUCAUGGCUUAGACAAUGGAAUUUUUCACAGCUAUGGCUGGUUAAUUAGAGUUCUGCAUUGGGGUUUUGGGACAAAGCUCAGCUAGUAGUCAAGUCUUACUAUGCCUUGUUUUAUUUUUUUUGCAUGUAUAUUUUUUAAAUCUAGGGACCUAGCAAGAAGACUGAGCAGUUAAGGCAGGAUUUGGAUGUUACUGGAUAUCUUGGGUCUUCUUGACCAGUCACUGUAUUAAUCAUACUUCAGUGUCCCAUAUGUCUUGGUCCAUUUUGUGUUGCCAUAACAGACUACUACAGACUGGGUAAUUCAUAAAGAAAAGAAAUUGAUUUCUCAUAGUUAUAGAGGUUGGGAAGUCCAAUAUCAUCCCAUGGCAAGAGAGAAGAAGCCCUAGCUCAUCCUUUUAUCAGGAACCCACUCCCAUGAUAACUAACUCACCUCCAUGAUAACGGCAUCAGUCUAUUCAUGAGGGCAGAGCCCUCAUCACCUAAUCACCUCUGAAAGGUCACACCUCUCAAUAAUGUUGCAUUGAGGAUUAAUUUUCAACACAUGAACUUGGGGGAACACAUUCAAACCAUAGCAUCACACCAUGAUUAGGUUCAAAGAGCCCCUUGCCAGAAAGUCUCCAUUCAUUCUAGAAUCUUACUUACUAGAAAUUGAAUAAUAUUACCUCUUAUAAAUAGUGAUUGGCAAAAUACAAUCAAAAAAUUAGAAGCUAAACUCCUUUGAGUAACACGUUAUUCAUUCACUGUCAUCUUGCCGAAAGUUGUCUGUUAAUAAUCUAACAAGUUUGGCAGAGACUCCUAGGACCCUAUUUCAUUGUAUGUCCUUUAAAUGAGGUUAGUAGUAUUCAUAUCAGAGUUAUCUCCAGACCUAUCAGGAAGGGUUGAGUCUCCACCCCUCCUCAAAAAUUUUCAAGGACCUACCCUCUUCUCUCUGAUCCAACUCCAGCUGGCUGCCCUACCCCUGCAGGCCUGGGCCCAGUAGGAAUGGCUAUUUUACAAGUAAUGUUUCUUUCUUUUUUCUAUUUCAUUUUAACACACACUUCCUUGGGUAAGAAACCAUGUUCUUCCUCAGGCCUCAAGAAACCAGGGCUCAUGGUUCAACUCAUGCCAUAACUACUUAAUUAAGAAAGUUCCUCUGUGAAAUCCACAUGCUUGAGCCACAUUGUAUACUUCAUACUUUGAUAAUAUUAAUUCGUAGUAUUAAUUUUUCACAUCUGCCCAAUAGAACCUUACCUUCUAUGUCAGGGAAUGGUCAAGGAUUCUCAUUUUAAGCAUUUCAUAUGUUAGUUUAUCAGGUCAGUUAAAAUACUUGCACAUUUUUGCCCUCAGUCAAGAGGCAAAAACUUGUGAGCUGGUUUAAUCAGACGAUUCUCUUAAUCCUCUAGGGGAGAUUAACUGAAUGGACUGUAUUUUGAGAAAUGAGCAGAGGAAGAGCUAGAGUUAAAGCUUUGGACACAUACUUAGUCAAGGAAGAGAAGAUGCUUAAAGUAAAAGGCCUACUGGAAAAGGGACAGGAAACCACAAAGGCCAUUUUAGAACAACUCACAAUGUUAGCUUCAAUUAGGCAAAAAAUAAAAUGAAAUGAAACUUCCUAACACUGAAAGCUGCUAUGUAUUAUGAACCUUAUAGCCAUAUACUAUGUUUUCUCAGAAAGUAGUUCUCAAAAGUUUGUCACAGUCAGGUACAUACUUACUUGGAAAUAUUUGUGCAGUAUUGCAUCUUAAGGAUCCGAAGUUGUUUGCAGCCUAUCUGAAGGUCCUCAAGGAUUUGGUCAGUAAGCAAGACACAACCAGAGAUAUCCAAAAUGUGCAGGUAAUGGCAUUUUGCCGAUAACGUCUCCAUCGCUGAGUCAGUAAUCUGAACACAGAGCCAAAGUAAGUACUGGUUAUUCGAACACUACCUCAGGGAAGAACAGCGUCUUAGUCACUUUGGGCAACUAUAAUAAACUACCACAGACUGUGGCUUAAACAUCAAACAUUUAUUUCUCACAGUUCUAGAGGCUGGGAAGUCCAAGAUCGAGACAAAGAUAGAGGUACCUGCAACUGGUGUCUUGGGAAGUCCCUCCUUAUUUGCAGAUGCCUCCAUUCUUGCUAUCUUCUCACAAGGCAGAGAGAGAGAGCUCUAGUCUUUCUCUUCUUAUAUGGUCAUAAUCCCAUCAUGGGAGCUCUACCCUUAUGAUCUCUUCUAAAUCUGUUUACUCCCAAAGGCCCCCCUUUCUAUUACUGUCACAGUGGAGUUAGGGUUUCAACAUAAUAAUUUUUGGAGGACAAACAUUCAAUUCCUAACAAAUAGAGUAACAAAAUCAGACAUUUGCAUAUUCUCUUUCACCCAGCCUGUCACAUAAUGGGCCUACAAUUCAAGUGAGUUGUUUAACUGUUUCCAAAUAAGGUCAGAACAGUAAAAUAUCUGCCUCAAGUAGCACCAAUAGAAAUUAUGAUCUUAGCAGGGCACGGUGGCUCAUGCCUAUAAUCCCAGCACUUUGGUAGGCUGAGGCAGGCAGAUCGCUUGGACCCAGUUUGAGACCAGCCUGGGCCACAUGGUGAAACUCCCAAAAAUACAAAAAUUAGCUGGGAAUGGUGGCACGUGCCUAUAGUCCCAGCUACUUGGAAGGCUCUGGUGGGAGGAUUGCUUGAGCCUGGGAGGUCAGUGCUGCAGUGAGCCGAGAUCAUGCCACUGCACUGGGUGACAUAGCCUCAGUGACAGAGCGAGACCCUGUGCCCUGCCCCCUCACACACAAAAAAAGUUGGGAUUUUGCUGUUAUUUUCAUUUAGGAGUCCUCUGGUUUGGAUGGAAAACUUCAUCAAAAUUUUUUAGUAAUACCUGUCACACCAAUAUGAGCAACUUAUGAAAUGCUAUAGAGAUGGGAUUUGGCUUUAAAUUUAAAAUCCUCUCUAAGGCAUCAUCAAUUUAAAAACAUAUGUUUAAUAACAUUACAUGCUACAAAA
Molecule: messenger RNA, 5775 nt
Organism: Symphalangus syndactylus (siamang)
Lineage: Eukaryota; Metazoa; Chordata; Mammalia; Primates; Hylobatidae
Gene: FAM185A
Product: family with sequence similarity 185 member A
Molecular function (GO): RNA binding
Source: RefSeq, a predicted model, not a curated record